AUGGAGGUCGAGCAAGGCGCCGGCGCAGCCCCACAGGGGGAGGGUGAAGGCGAAUCCUACUCGUUCAACGCGCAGGAAGUGCGCGCUCUGAUGGAAUACGUCGACCAGUACGGUCCCGGGAAAUGGGACAGUAUUUCGCGCAAGGUGUUCAACGGCGCGGAGGCGGGGAGCGCGGUGCGCAGCACGUACCUGCGCUUGCUGGCCCCGGCUGAGCGAGACAGCGUGGCGGCCCGCACCCAAGGCGCCCUCGGCAUCAAGGCCUUCACGAAGGAAGCGGACAACUUGCUCGCCGAGCUCGUCUUCGCGAAGACGUCUUCGAUCGAAGACGCCGGGUCUGAGGAACGGCGCGACGGCCAGCAGCUCUCGAUGGAGGAGUUGACGAAGAUGACGGCGGCGCUGAACGAGGCGCUGGAGACUACCAGUGGUCUUGCAGGCACCUACACGGUGGGGGACGUGGCGAAGAGGAUCAUGGGGUACUUGGACUUCGUCUAUUGCAUCUAUCGCCGGCCCUACAUCAGGUGGUCCGAGAUGGAGACCGUGGCCGCCGAAUUCGCAUGCGGCAAUGCGACAUGCGACGCCCGCGCGGGCGUGUCCUCGUCCGACCGCUUCCACCGCAUCCUCGCGCUUGCAGCUCGGGGACGAAGCCCCGUGAAGGCGUUUGCCACGAAGUUCGGGCUCGGGGACGUCGAGCACUUCGACGCGUAG
Molecule: messenger RNA, 705 nt
Organism: Pedinophyceae sp. YPF-701
Lineage: Eukaryota; Viridiplantae; Chlorophyta; Pedinophyceae
Source: the annotation of a GenBank genome assembly